UGCAUUGAUGGUUUGACUAGAAAGCUAUGAUUUCUAAUACUUUUCUUUUAAUUAUAAAUACGAAACUGUGUUUGUCGUUCAUUAUAGGAUUGGAAGUUAAAAAAUACAAGUAAAAACAUAUUGUUUGUGGAAAAAUAAAAAUGCAUCAUUUGCUCACCGGAGAAGUAAGACGUAAUGUGGAAAGUAUACUCGGUAUGGACAAAGUGCCCGAUCGUUUAGAAGCCUACCUGCGUGGACAACUUGGAUAUACAGUACCAAACGCAUUCGCAGAUAAUUUUUCGAAAAGUUUCGACAAGUAUACAAUAAGAUGGUUCUGGAAAUAUGAGGAUAAAUCUGGUCCUUGGAGCAGCAUCGCAGAAAGUGACUUACUUAGGAAUCUACUGAAUCAAAGGGAUUAUGCUAUAUAUUAUGACAUAACAUGGGGCGGGUGGCUUUUUAGCUAAUUUGCUAAUAAUAUUUAUAUUCUACUGAUAAAACCCGUUGUUUUGGUACAUGAAAUUGGAUCGAUAUUAUUUGAUUUGUUUUACUGUAAUACGAAUAAAGGGAAGAUUACACAAAUUUUGAAAAUAU
Molecule: messenger RNA, 570 nt
Organism: Ciona intestinalis (vase tunicate)
Lineage: Eukaryota; Metazoa; Chordata; Ascidiacea; Phlebobranchia; Cionidae
Source: RefSeq, a predicted model, not a curated record